CGCAGCUCUUCCUGGUGAACAAACACUGACAACUACAGGGCACCCUCAGCGAUACCCGCGUCCCAGAACGGCCACACACCUUCUCCUUCACCCCCAAAACAAGCCCUAAACAUGGCUGCAGACCGUAAACACGUCGCGCAGUUGAAAGCCGAACUGUACUUCCUAAUAGCCCGAUUUUUAGAAGCUGGACCUUGUCAGGACGCGGCAGAGACCUUGAUACGGGAGGUUCAGGAGAAGGAGCUGUUACCCAAAAGGAUUGACUGGACUGGCAAAGAACACCCAGGGAGUUACGAAAAUUUGGUGAAAUUAUACAGGCACAUUUCUCCUGAUCACCUGUUGCGGGUUUGUGAGAGAGUAAGCCCACUUUUAGAGAGAGAAGUGCCAGCCAGCGUACCUGGUGUGAACUCGCUACUGGGAGCCGGACGUCAGUCAGUGCUACGUAACAACAAGAGUUGUAAGCACGUGGUAUGGAAGGGAUCCGCCCUCGCAGCCCUGCACUGUGGCAGGCCACCCGAGCCGCCAGUCAUCUAUGGAAGACCGCCCAAUAUUGUGGAGACAACAUACAGUCGGAGGCUGAAUGGCUCAUAUCGGCUGGGUCAGCUGGUCCCUACAGCUGUUUACCAACACAUGAAGAUGCACAAGAGAAUUCUGGGACACCUAUCAUCUGUGUACUGCGUAACCUUCGACCGCACUGGUCGCCGCAUCUUCACAGGUUCAGAUGACUGUUUGGUGAAGAUAUGGGCGACUGACAAUGGUCGUUUGCUGGCGACACUGCGAGGUCAUGCAGCAGAGAUUUCAGACAUGGCUGUGAAUUAUGAGAACACCCUGCUGGCAGCUGGCAGCUGUGAUAAAAUGAUCAGAGUGUGGUGCCUGCAGACCUGUGCCCCGCUAGCAGUACUGGAGGGGCACGCAGCAUCCAUCACGUCAUUACAGUUCUCUCCUCUGUGUAGUGGCAAUAAGAGGUUCCUGUCCUCCACUGGAGCUGACGGCACCAUCUGUUUCUGGCAGUGGGACGCACGCACACUCAAAUUUGGGCAGCGGCCCAGCAAAUUCAUUGAGCGACCCAGACCAGGCGUGCAGAUGAUCUGUUCCUCUUUCAGUGCAGGUGGAAUGUUUCUGGCUACGGGCAGCACUGAUCACAUCAUUAGGGUUUAUUACUUUGGAGGUGGACAACCAGAGAAGAUAUCUGAGCUGGAAUCUCACACUGAUAAAGUCGACAGCAUCCAGUUCUCCCAUAGCGGAGAUAGGUUUGUGAGUGGCAGUAGAGAUGGGACAGCGCGGAUAUGGCAGCUGCAGCAACAGGAUUGGCGGAGCAUUCUGCUGGACAUGGCCACUAAACUUCCCGGCAAGUACAACCCACCACCUUUAGAGGACAAAGUUACCAAACUCAAAGUCACUAUGGUGGCCUGGGAUUGCCAUGACAACACAGUCAUCACCGCUGCCAACAACUUGACAUUGAAAGUGUGGAACUCCUACACAGGGCACCUCAUUCAUGUAUUGAUGGGGCAUGAGGACGAGGUGUUUGUGUUGGAGCCACAUCCAUUUGAUUCCAGAGUGCUCUUUUCUGCUGGGCAUGAUGGGAAUGCCAUAGUCUGGGAUCUGGCAAGAGGAGUCAAAAUACGUUCUUAUUUUAACAUGAUUGAGGGUCAGGGUCACGGCGCAGUGUUUGACUGUAAGUGUUCACCAGACGGACAGAACUUUGCUUGCACAGACUCGCAUGGUCACCUGCUUAUCUUUGGCUUUGGGUCUAGCAGCAGAUAUGACAAGAUAGCUGAUCAGAUGUUCUUCCACACUGAUUAUCGGCCGCUGAUCCGUGACGCCCAUAACUUUGUGCUGGACGAACAGACGCAGCAGGCUCCUCACCUCAUGCCCCCGCCAUUCCUGGUGGACGUGGACGGGAACCCUCACCCUCCACGUUACCAGCGACUGGUUCCUGGCAGAGAGAACUGCAGAGAGGAGCAGCUCAUUCCACAGAUGGGCCUCACAUCAUCAGGGCUGAAUCAGGUGGUUAGUCAGCAGGCUGCAGAAGGCUCUAGUCCUCUUGAUAGUAUGAUCCAGAGACUACAGCAAGAGCAGGACCAGAGACUGGGGUCUGACACCAGAACCAAUAGAGGAUCCGUCAGUUCCCCAACAGAAGUCUCUUCUCCUCCUAACGUGGGGCUGAGGCGGAGCGGACAGAUUGAAGGUGUUCGGCAGAUGCACAGUAAUGCGCCACGCAGUGAGAUCGCCACAGAGAGAGACCUGGUGGCCUGGAGCCGAAGGGUCCUUGUACCUGAACUUUCACCAGCCAUAGCCUGUAAGCAGGAGGUGUGGCGUACAGCUAAAGGAGAGGAGGAGAUCAACAUCUACAGAUCAGAAAGGAGGAGACGCAGCAUACACAGCCAGUACCACAGAGAAAACCGGCACGCUAUAGAAAGUACAGUGGAGGAGGGGCGGCGCCACCAGGGCAACCAGCACAACUAUCAUACACGUUUGGCAGUGGAGGAGACGAGUCGGCAGAGUGAACCCAACGAGGAAGAGCACAGCGCCUCUGAGGGAGAGGCAGAUGUAAGACCUCCAGAGAGCAGAGAAUCAUCAGAUGAGGAGAGAGAGAACAAAGAACCCUGGCCUGAUGACAACAGCAGCUCCAGUGAGUACUCUAGCGAUUAUUCAGACUGGAUGGCAGAUGCUGGCAUCAACCUCGAACCACCUAAGAAGACCGUUGUGAAGAAAAAGAAGAAGAAUGCCAGCAGCUCGGAAGAAGAUGGAGAGAAGAAGAAAGAGUCCAAGAAGGAGAGGAGGAAAGAAAAGCAAGACAAGGAUGAAGCACUACCAAAGAAAAAAAAGCCAAAGGAGAAACGGAAGAGGAUACCUGAACUCCAGAGCCAGGGUUUGACAUUAGAGGAAUGGUUACCAUUGCCCUGGAUCACAGACACAAUGCCACGGAGAUGCCCCUUUACCCCACAAAUGGGUGAUGAGGUACAUUAUUUCCGUCAAGGCCAUGAAGCAUAUGUGGAGAUGGCCAAAAAGAACAGGAUCUUCAGCAUAAAUCCUAAAAAACAGCCCUGGCACAAGUUGGAGCUCCGGGAGCAGGAAUUGUUGAAGAUUGUGGGCAUUAAGUAUGAGGUUGGCUUGCCUACUCUGUGCUGUCUGAAGCUGGCCUUCCUGGACCCAGACACUGGCAAACUGACGGGUGGCUCUUUCUCUAUGAAAUACCACGACAUGCCUGAUGUCAUCGACUUCCUGGUACUUCGGCAGCAGUUCGAUAAUGCAAGACAACGGAACUGGAUGAUAGGUGAUCGUUUCCGGUCGGUGAUAGAUGACGCCUGGUGGUUUGGUACGAUUGAGAGUCAGGAGCCUUACCAAGCUGAAUAUCCAGACUCUUUGUUCCAGUGCUACAACGUCUGCUGGGAUAAUGGAGACACAGAAAAAAUGAGCCCAUGGGACAUGGAGGAGAUUCCCAAUGAAGCAGUGUUUCCUGAUGAGUUAGGCUUGAGUAUGCCUCUAACUGAAGAAGAGCAGAAGGCGUUAUUGUACAAGCCUCUAGAAGGAGAGUGGGGCUCGCGCACACGUGACGAAGAGUGUGAACGCAUCAUCAGGGGCAUCGACCAGCUUUGUACUUUGGAUGUGGCUGUACCAUUUGCGCUGCCUGUGGACUUGCAGGCAUAUCCGACGUACUGCACUGUGGUUGCUUAUGUCACAGAUCUGAGCACCAUACGGCACAGACUAGAGAACCGCUUCUAUAGGCGAAUGUCGUCAUUGAUGUGGGAGGUGCGCUACAUCGAACACAACGCUCAAACCUUCAAUGAACCAGGCGCAUUCAUUGUCACAACUGCCAAAUUUGUAUCUGACCUCAUGCUGCAAUUUAUCAAGGACCAAAGUUGUACAGAUAUUUUUCCACUAUAUAACAGUAUGAAGAAAACAGCUUUCUCAGAUUCAAGUGAUGAUGAAGAUGAGGAUGAGGAGCAUGAAGCACCUUGUACGUCUACCCGCAAUAAGAAGGGUCGGCAGCGGCAGCCCGUCCUGAGGAGUCUGCGCAGUAAACCGUCAUCAGACUCCCAGGCCUGGAAGGGGCGCUGCAAAGAGCUGCUGGAGCUCAUCUUUCAAUGUGAAGAUUCAGAGCCUUUCAGACAACCUGUUAAUCUGGAGGAGUAUCCGGACUACCUGGACAUUGUGGACACUCCUAUGGACUUUGGGACUGUCUUGAAACGCCUGUUAGCAGGAGAGUAUGACACUCCCAUGAAUCUUUGUAAAGAUGUACGACUCAUCUUCAGCAACUCCAAAGCCUACACACCUAGCAAGAAGUCCAGGAUCUAUAGCAUGAGUCUACGAUUGUCUGCUCUGUUUGAAGAGCAUAUCAGUUCGAUCCUCACCGAUUUUAAAGCUGCUCAAAGUCUGCACAGUGAGCGAUUCACUCGCCAGCGCCUGCACACGGAACGCUUGACCAGACAGUCUGUGAAGAGGAGGAGGAGCUCUUCCCAUUCAAGCACCGCCUCUAGUCCAGAAAGGAAGAGGCGGGUCUCCUCUAGUGCCCCUGCUCGAUCUGACAAUACAGCUCCACCCACUCCCGCUGGACCCUCCCGGACCCCUUUACGACACACAGUUCCACAGAUCAAUGGAAAGGCUGAGCCUCAUGUUGCCCCAGGAAGGACACGUAGCUCUGCCCGCUUGGGAACCCAACCUUCAGAUCCGUCUACUGCCCAGUCAGCUCCUCCCCCUCCCCCCACCCACAGUAAAACAGCAGAGCCCUCCUCCAGAGUUCUACGCACUCAAAACUCAUACUCAACUGGAGUCUCAUGGGAAACCGAGAGAUCUUCGGUCACCCAUAGCAAUGAGGGUGGGGCAAGAGAAUCUCGUAGGAAGCUUCGAACACCUGUUAAACUCACACCAGGUCCAGUUGAUCAUAGCCCUCCUCCUCACAACAGUGUGCAUUUGAAUGGCCAUACAAGUAAAGUGACUGUGGGAGUAGGAAGAAGAGGGCGGGGUAGACCCAGAUUAGAUGCACAAAUAAGUACGCCGGUAGUAGUGGAGUCAACCCCCUCACCCCAGCCUUCUGGCAAAAAGAGAGGGAGGAAAAGCAAGAAAGAGCUGGAGUCCCUACAAGGAAACUUCACCCAAGAGGAGGAGCUUAUUCUGUCCACUGGUGAGGAAGGCAGGGCUUCUUCUACAACCCAGGACAGUAGCCUUUCAGAUUCUGUCUUGACUCCAGAGCAUACAAGACAACGAGGUAGACCACGACAUAUCAGGACGACAGAUCAAACCCCACAUACUCCAGCUCCUUCAAGCCCCAAAACUCUAAGAAGGAGUAGUCGACGUGGCAUCGAAGAGACCACGCCACCUGCCCCCGGCCCCACCCUGAGGGAGGAGCCAGAAAUGUAUAUGGGCGAGGACGGGAGCUCUAAAGGGCCAAUGAGAACACGCAACCAAGGCCGAAGGACAGCCUUUUAUAAUGAGGAAGACUCUGAAGAAGAGCAAAGACAACUUUUGUUUGAGGAUGCUUCGAUCACUUUUGGCACGUCGAGCAAGGGGAGAGUCCGCAAGCUCACCGAAAAGGCCAAAGCCAACCUCAUUGGCUGGUAACGAUGCCAACUUUGCAUAUCCUCUGUGACAAAACGCCUUCUCCCCACUCCACUGGGUAAAAAAAACCAUUCCUGCUGCUAUAAAACUGUCAAGAUCACAAGAUUCUUUGAUUCUGACUCUCUAAAUUGAUUCUCACUUUUUGAGUCUUUGACGUUUUUGGUGACUUAAGGCAGUCACUGCCCUUAUGAGAGCCCCUACCUUAUACAUUUCUUCCACAGAAAAAUUACAAAUGCAGUUAUAUACUGAUUUUCAUAUGCACUAUUUGAAUGCUAGUGAAGAAAGUUACCUACUUAGUCUUAUACAAAUCCAAAUAUCUGAUUUCAUCUCUCAAGAAAGUACUUAUGUGAGAGUGUUUGAUGUGAUUGUGUGUGUGUGUGUGGGGGGGGGGGGGGGGGGGGGUAACUUUUGAGCUUUGUCUUGUCUCUCUUUAACUGUUAAUUUUAUGCAUUGUUUUUACACAGUUGUUGCUAAUAGCAACAAAUCAGACACGUCUUCAAAAAAUCUAUUUUUAACACAUCAUUCUGAGUGUUUGUGUCAGGGGCUUUAAAGCUAUAGUGGAAUGAAGUGAAGAGAAGGGCCAUGUGACAUUUUUUACUUCUGAUUUGUCUUUUAAUGUCUUUCUCUGCAAGUCAACAAAGAUCAGUGGUAGUGGUAAUUUGCAUGUUUUUAUAUAAUUAGCAAUACCUUGUGCCUUUUCAUACUUUCAAUACAUUAUGGCCUCUUUGUACUCACCAUGAUGUGUGUACUGUAUGUGUGUGUAUACCAUGCUUCACUGUAUUGAUUUAUUCAGUCCAAACAUUUUUCAUUGAUCUGUUGCUGGGAUAGAGAUUAGCAAGCAGUAUAUAUCUUCAUGACCACUGUGUGUGUGUGUGUGUGUGUGUGUGUGUGUGUGUGUGUGUGUGUGUGUGCGCGUGCGUGCGUUUAUUUGUUUGGAAAACUUGAGUUUAUGCAAUUUUUGAGGUGUGUAAUAAUUGUGAUUUCAUAACUCUGCACCUCAGUAUGCAGACAGCAUAUUAUUUUUGGGUUUCUCAGAAUGCACUGUGAUCCCUCUAAGAAAAGAAUCAUUAUCAUUGCAUACAAAUACAGUGGCCCAAUGAAGUGUUUGGACACUUACAAAUAUUUGUAUGUUAUUACAUAGGUAGCAAAAUAUCAAACUAUGCGGUGUUUUUAAAAAAAAUGUAAGAAACAGCACAAGCACACUUUUCAAGUAAAAUGCUUCACAAAACAUUUUAAAUGAUUUAAAAUAAAACAGUGUUUCCAUAGUCUUGGAAAACCUGGAAAUAUCUGGGAAUUUUAAACUUGUGAUUUCCAUACAUGGAAAAGUCAUGGAAAUCAAAUUCAUGGACAUUUCUGUAGUAAAUAUAGCUUUUUCUAGUUAUGCUCUGCUCUAAACUAGUUCAUUACCUACAUUUUGCUCUUGGUUAUAGCUUAUGUAGAGUAGAAAUUGCUUGCAAGCCAUUUGUGCUGGUACUUUUCAGUUAAUUGGAGGUCGUGGUUAACAAAUUGGUCUAAAUGCUUUUUAUAGCCUAUUUAGUCACUAUAUACAGUAUACAAAACUGGUGAAUAAAUAGGCAAUAAUAAGCAUAAUUUGGUAAAUACUUACAGUACAUAUAGAGCAUUGUAAUGAAGCUACAUCUGUCAUUUCAAAAUAAGAGUCCCUGAACUAUUUCGUACUUGUUUAUAGUGAAAAGUCCUGCUUUAUGCAUCGAAUCUUUCUUUCUUUGUUUUUUUCCCCUUCUUUUUAUUAAUGGGAUUUUGGUUGAACAAUAAACAGCAUUCAUUUUGUACUGUGGUAGCUUAUGUCUGUGCUUGACAUUGUAAGGAAAGACUAAGAACUUUAUCAUUCGAAAUCGAUUUUAAUAACUAUCGGCCGAUUAAUUGGUUAUCACCUUAGUUAUCGGUAUCCCGACAUGUAGUGGAAACCCUGUAUCAGGGAAUUUUAAAAUUGUGAUUUCCAGGCCUGGAAAAGUCAUGGAAAUUAAUAAAAUCUUAAAACUUCAUGUUGAUUUCUAUAAUGAAUUUAUACAUUUUCUUAUAAUGGUCAGUGCUAAAAUAUUUAAUUGGUUAGAAAUUACUCUUUUUAAGUAAUCUCUAUAAAAUUAAAAAACCUUAUCAAGUAAUCACAAACAACUGGAAAAGUAUACAAAAAAAAAAAUCACACAAAUCUCAUGGAAAUGUAAUAAAAAUGUAUUUGUCAAAAGGUGUGGAAACUCUGAGUAGAUAUACUCUUCAAAAUUUAAAUAAGCAUUUGAACACUUUCUAGCUGUCAAACGUGAACAUGUCCAUAGUUAAUGUGAUGAACUGUGGUUACAACUUGCAUCCACUAAAAUCACCUUUGGACUAACUGGUUGAAAGUUGCAGAAAUGCUUAAGAAAGCGAAGUUAUCACUUCUGUUAUUUAAUUCAAUGUAAUUCAUACUUUUUAUCUGGCGCAAGUGUCCAUAAACUUGUUUGGGUCACUGAAUGUUUGUAAAAACCACUAUUGAUAGUUAACAAUGUGUGCACGUAAUGAAGUUGAUUGCAUCGUGGUUUCAAUACUUUACCUGCAGUUUCAUCUAAGAGCUAUUUCUCUGUUUGGUAAAACCACUGAAUUACUAUGGAACUGUACAUUGCAUUAGUAGAGAGGGCUUUGUUUUUGCCUGAUCACAUAGAAACACUUGGUUAUUUCACACUCUCCAUCGGAUGCAUCGACUCGUUCAGUAGAUACCGCAGGGCAGCGAAUGACACAAGAGGCAGUGUGUAUGUCGUGUUCUGUUUUGAAUGUGCCUUGACUUUGUGUAUGUACAUGUGUGGGAGCAAAUAGAGAUUGCUGUCUGGACAUAAAACUGAAGAAUUAAUGUACACCUCUAAAGCUUAAUCACUUUUGUAAAAGGGAUGUGGCCAGACGGGAUGAUGUUCACCCUGGUUUGUUGCCAUGUAAUUUUCCUGGUUCUUAUGUAUUCUCUGCAGUUGUGGUGUGGGUCAUCCAUAGUGACAGUCUACAGAGCUAAUCCAGCCCAAAGCUUUAAAACCGGUUUGAAGAACCAAAGUCCAUUGGAUGUGGGUGUGUGUGUUUAUGUAUGAGACUGUGGGUUUGUGUGUAUGUUGCUGUUGUAUAUGCAAUUAAUGCAUGUCUGUGAGUGUGUGUGACCGUGUCUUUAUGUACAUGCCCCAUGUUUUAUUGAUCUGGUGUUUAUAAUCUUUUGCUACACAUGAAAGUUGUAUUAUAUCUGACUUUUGACCCCUUUGAUACCACCAUACUGCACAGGCAGUGACAUCUCACGGACAUUGACAGGUUUUAGAGUGGCUAUCAAUGAUGGAUGCAUGUUAGUAUAUUCUCUGAUGUUUCAAGUCUGAAGGUACAGUCAUGUUGUGGGGUCAGGGUCUUUUUCCCUCUCUGGUCUUAUAUCUUUUGACUGAGAGGUCUUUCUAGUUUGUAUACUUUUAUAUAAAGGAAAGAGUGUAAAUAAAAAACGUUAAAUAGAAUGUAUGUGUAGGGUGUACUGCUGUCACAUUAGUUCAUACGGAUAUUUUAAGGAAAUAAACAUUUGUGUUUCCACGUA
Myxocyprinus asiaticus (Chinese sucker) is the source of this 9100-nucleotide messenger RNA. Its product is annotated as PH-interacting protein-like. The transcript has 39 exons. Gene Ontology annotation, cellular component: nucleus. Gene Ontology annotation, molecular function: protein binding. Gene Ontology annotation, biological process: cytoskeleton organization; regulation of cell shape; regulation of transcription by RNA polymerase II. Lineage: Eukaryota; Metazoa; Chordata; Actinopteri; Cypriniformes; Catostomidae. The record is from RefSeq and is a predicted model, not a curated record. Bases 112 to 5559 code for a protein of 1815 amino acids.